AUGAAGAUGAGAUUGAGGAGAUGGACAGAGCGAAGGAAGCCAGCAAGCACAGCUGGACUCUAGAAGAAGACACACGGUUGCAAAAGCUGUUCAACACCAUCAAUGCGUCGGAGGAGAAGCAUGUUCUCGAGGCCAUUAUGGACGAGUUGGAUGGUAGUAGAGGCGAGAUGAUG
This is a messenger RNA of Sphaeroforma arctica JP610, 173 nucleotides long. RefSeq lists its product as hypothetical. The annotation marks the transcript as partial. NCBI's taxonomy places the organism in Eukaryota, Ichthyosporea, Ichthyophonida. The record is from RefSeq and is a predicted model, not a curated record. The transcript has a single exon.